Molecule: messenger RNA, 834 nt
Organism: Pecten maximus
Lineage: Eukaryota; Metazoa; Mollusca; Bivalvia; Pectinida; Pectinidae
Exons: 2
Coding region: 1-834 (277 amino acids)
Source: RefSeq, a predicted model, not a curated record
AUGCCUACCGGCAAUCGUGAUAGAAAUGGUAGUACAAAGUCCGGAUCUGAGAAAACCAUUGAUGAGAGACUAGAGGAAAUAACUGAAAGUCUGUCAAAUGUAGUUACUAAGCAGUAUAUGGAGGAAAGAUACAACAAGCUAAAGGAAGCUAUUAGAGCGGAGAACAAACAACUGGUAGAUGAGCUGAAGGAAGGCACCACCAACAACAAGAUCUACCAGUACCAACAACAACAAGACCUACCAACACCACCAACAACAAGAUCUACCACCACCAACAACAACAAGACCUACCAACAACAACAAGAUCUACCAGUACCAACAACAACAAGAUCUACCAGUACCAAUAACAACAAACAUAGGAGUACCAACAACUUCAAACAUAGCAGUAUCCAAAACAACAAACUUAGCAGUAUCAAAAACAACAAGCAUAGCAGUAUCAACAACAACAAACAUAGCAGUAUCAACAACAACAAACAUAGCAGUAUCAACACCAACAAACAUAGCAGUACCAACAACAACAUACAUAGCAGUAUCAACAACAACAAACAUAGCAGUAUCAACAGCAACAAACAUAGCAGUAUCAGCAACAACAAACAUAACAGUAUCAACACCAACAAACAUAGCAGUACCAACAACAACAUACAUAGCAGUAUCAACAACAACAAACAUAGCAGUACCCACAACAACAAACAUAGCAGUAUCAACAACAACAAACAUAGCAGUAUCAGCAACAACAAACAUAACAGUAUCAACACCAAACAUAGCAGUAUCAACAACAAACAUAGCAGUAUCAACAACAAGAAGACCUACCAGUACCUACAACAUCAAACAUAG